AUGGCGUGGGAUGAUGGGAUCGAGCGCGGUGACGCCGUCGAUGACGAUGCGCUGUUGGCGGACGCGGCGGAGAAUCCGUACUUUAACGACGCGUUUCGCGAGGCGCUGGAGGACGCGCGGCGGCGCCAGAGCGAAGAGCGGAUGCGGAACAAGGCGAAGAUCGACGAUGAAGUGUCGCAAAUAAUGGCCAAGGUUCGAGCGGAGCGGGCGAUGCGGGCGGCGGCGAUGGGGCAGACGGUUGAGGAAGGGGGCGAGGGGGGGUCGGAGCCUGCGAAGGAGACCGAGCCGGAGCCGGUGACGCCCGCGGCUGAGGCGCCGCCGACGCCGUCGUCGCCGCCGCAGCGUCCCAUGGUUCAAUCGACGCCGACGCAGGUGGUAUCCGGAGACUCGCAGUUCACGGAUCUUCUCGAGCGACACAUCCUCGAGAUGACUGAGACGAGCAAGAACAACAUCGCCAAGCUCACGAAUGCAAAGGCCGCCGUUGAGGAAUCUCUGGCGAACGAAAGGGUCCAGCUCGCGCGCUUAGAGAUGCUCAUGGAUCGCGUUAAAAAAGAGUCGCGAUAUCGUCGCGCGGACGAAGCCUUGCGAAGGCGAAAACAACAGUAG
Molecule: messenger RNA, 606 nt
Organism: Ostreococcus tauri
Lineage: Eukaryota; Viridiplantae; Chlorophyta; Mamiellophyceae; Mamiellales; Bathycoccaceae
Product: unnamed product
Exons: 1
Coding region: 1-606 (201 amino acids)
Source: RefSeq, a predicted model, not a curated record